This is a messenger RNA of Neltuma alba, 1902 nucleotides long. Its product is annotated as magnesium/proton exchanger. Gene Ontology annotation, biological process: metal ion transport; transmembrane transport. The transcript is spliced from 9 exons. The record is from RefSeq and is a predicted model, not a curated record. NCBI's taxonomy places the organism in Eukaryota, Viridiplantae, Streptophyta, Magnoliopsida, Fabales, Fabaceae. The coding region runs from base 215 to 1834 and encodes 539 amino acids. Gene Ontology annotation, cellular component: membrane.
GACUUGAUUACGCUGGGCAUAGGCAUUAUUCCUCCUCCUCCAUUGCCUUUGCCUUCGCCUUCCUUCUCGGAUCUGUGGCUGCCCUCCGCCGUCCUUUAUCCUUCAUCAUCGUCCGUCAGCCGUCGUCAGACAGACUUACGACGGCAUUUGAAUUCUGAACGCUGCAAUCUGGACUGAUUGGUGCGGUGCCGGCAUUUAACCAAAGCAAGAAAGAAUGCUAGGAGUUUCCAGAAUACUGGAGCAUGAGAAAUGUGAAAGCUACUUGGUUUUCAGCGGCGAAACUGCCCUUGCAGACUCCUUCCGGACAUUUUUAUAUUUUCUUGGUCUUGCUUAUUGUUUCAUUGGAUUAUCAGCUGUAACUGCUCGAUUCUUCCGCUCUAUGGAAAAUAUUGUUAAGCACAAAAGGGAGGUGGUAGAAAUAGAUCCCGUUACUCAUGCUGAAGUUAUUAGACAUGACAAAGUAUGGAAUUACACAAUUGCAGAUAUUAGCUUACUGGCUUUCGGAACUAGCUUUCCUCAGAUAUCAUUGGCCACCAUUGAUGCUAUACAAAACAUAGGAAACCUGUAUGCUGGAGGUCUGGGUCCUGGAACUCUUGUUGGUUCUGCUGCUUUCGACCUUUUCCCAAUCCAUGCUGUUUGUGUAGUUGUUCCAAAAGCUGGAGAGCUAAAAAAGAUUGCUGAUUUAGGAGUAUGGCUCGUGGAAUUAUUUUGGUCCUUCUGGGCUUACAUUUGGUUAUACAUAAUUUUGGAGGUAUGGACUCCAAAUGUGGUGACUUUGUGGGAGGCCUUGUUGACAGUAGCGCAGUAUGGAUUGCUGUUGAUUCAUGCUUAUGCUCAAGACAAACGUUGGCCUUAUAUUUCUUUACCUCUUGCAAGAAGUGAGAGGCCAGAGGAUUGGGUGCCGGAAGAGACAGAUUCUUCCAAACAAGAAACUCAUGACCAUGAGGAGUUCCCUGAGAUCAUUUAUGACAGUGAAGAAAAUAAGGAUGUUGUCGACAUUUUUUCCAUUCAUUCAAAAAAUGAGACUGGCAAUUACCAGACGGGGCUUAAUGUGAUGAAGGAUCCUUUGUAUCAAAGAGUGCCUUCAACAGAGAAUGAUGCUGAAACCAUUGACGAUGCUACGGAAACGGUGUUGGGUGAUACUUAUUUUCUUAGACUUUGGAAACAGCAAUUUGUGGAUGCAAUUAUGUUGGAAAGCAAAAAUUCAAAAAAGCUGGACAACAUCUAUCUCCGCGCAGCUAGAAUUUUCUGGCAAUUGCUCCUUUUACCAUGGAGACUUCUGUUUGCUAUUGUUCCUCCAUGUCAUAUAGCUCAUGGUUGGAUUUCAUUCAUCUGCUCUCUACUUUUCAUCAGUGGGAUAGCUUACAUCGUGACUAAGCUUACAGAUAUGAUUAGUUGUGUUACAGGAAUAAAUCCUUAUGUCAUAGCAUUUACAGCAUUAGCCAGCGGAACCUCCUGGCCUGAUUUAGUAGCAAGCAAGAUAGCUGCUGAACGCCAAACAACUGCGGACUCUGCCAUCGCAAACAUCACUUGCAGUAAUUCAGUGAAUAUAUACGUGGGCAUUGGGGUUCCAUGGCUGAUUGACACCGCAUAUAACUUUCUAGCGUAUAGACAGCCUCUGCGGAUCCAGAAUGCCUCAAGCCUAAGCUUUUCAUUGCUUGUUUUCUUCGUUACCUCUUUUGGGUGCAUCACGGUUUUGGUUAUUAGGCGUCUAGUUUUUGGUGCAGAGCUUGGAGGGCCAAGGCGCUGGGCGUGGCUUACCUGCAUAUAUUUCAUGUUGCUCUGGAUCAUUUUUGUUCUGCUAUCUUCUCUCCGGGUUUCUGGGGUCAUAUAAAAUUAUAUUUCAGUUUCUCUCCUUUUGCCUCACAUAGGUUUAUGAUUUUGGUUUGUUCAUCCAUGCUA